AUGUCAACUCUCAAAACCAGUACUCCGGUUAACAUUAACAGUCAUGCAUCAUCUUCCAUCGUACGAGCUUCCGUCGUUCAAGCUUCCACUAUCUAUAACGAUACUCCAAAAACUCUAGAAAAGGCGGAGAGGCUAAUAGUGGAGGCGGCUAACAAGGAGAAAGCGGAGCUUGUGGUGUUCCCGGAGGGUUUUAUCGGCGGCUAUCCUCGAGGGUUUAGGUUUGGUUUAGCGGUUGGUGUUCAUAACAACGAAGGUCGUGAUGAGUUCCGCAAGUACCAUGCUUCUGCCAUUCAUGUUCCUGGCCCUGAAGUAACAAAACUGGCAGAGAUAGCUAGGAGAAACAAUGUGUACUUGGUCAUGGGGGCGAUAGAGAAGGAUGGGUAUACACUCUAUUGCACAGCUCUUUUUUUCAGUCCUGAUGGUCAGUUCUUGGGUAAGCACCGUAAAGUCAUGCCGACAAGUAUGGAACGUUGCAUUUGGGGAUAUGGGGAUGGAUCAACCAUCCCCGUAUACGACACUCGAAUCGGCAAACUCGGUGCCGCUAUUUGUUGGGAAAAUAAGAUGCCGCUCUUCAGAACGGCGUUGUACGCCAAAGGAAUUGAGAUUUAUUGUGCACCUACUGCUGAUGGUUCAAAGGUAUGGCAAUCGUCGAUGACUCACAUCGCGCACGAAGGUGGAUGUUUCGUGUUGUCGGCUUGCCAGUUCUGCCAGCGUAAAGAUUUCCCUGAUCAUCCGGAUUACUUGUUCACCGACGUGGAGGACUACAAAGAAGAUGAUGCUAUUGUCAUGCUAGGCGGUAGUGUCAUUAUCUCACCUAUGGGAGAGGUUCUCGCCGGACCAAACUAUGAAUCCGAGUGUCUCAUCACAGCUGAUCUUGAUCUUGGUGAUAUUGCAAGAGCUAAGUUAUACUUCGAUGUGGUCGGACAUUACUCGAAGCCAGAGGUUUUUAGCUUGACCGUAAAUGAGCACCCGAAGAAACCCGUUACGUUUGUGUCCAAGUCGGUGAAAGCGGACGAUGACUCCGAGUCUCAAGCCAAUAAUCUUGAUUUGAAAGUCCUCAAGUUAUCCUCUCCGUAA
Molecule: messenger RNA, 1077 nt
Organism: Microthlaspi erraticum
Lineage: Eukaryota; Viridiplantae; Streptophyta; Magnoliopsida; Brassicales; Brassicaceae
Source: the annotation of a GenBank genome assembly